AUGCCUGCCUCCUCAUCAGGCGACGAUGUUUCACCGGUCUAUAAACCGGCUCUCCUCGAAAAACGAUGGGAUUGCGACAAAUGUCCAGCAAAGACUGUGACCGACUUUUGUACCAUCACAAAAACAACGACUGACACUUGCACCACCACAAAAACAACAACUGACACUUGCACCAUCACCAAAAAAGAGACCGACACUUGCACCAUCACGAAAAAAGAGACUGACACUUACACCAUCACGAAGAAAGAGACUGACACUUGCACCGUCACAAAAAAAGAGACUGACACUUGCACCGUCACAAAAAAAGAGACUGACACUUGCACCGUCACAAAAAAAGAGACUGACACUUGCACCGUCACAAAAAAAGAAACCGCGACCACUACCAAGACGGAAACUUCCGCCAUAAAAUACCCUCCGGUAACCGUCACCUGCACUGAGACUUUGACCAAGUAUAAUGUUAAAACUGACAUUGUAACUAGCGAGAAAGAUAUAACCAAGAUCGAUGAGGAAACUCAGACCGAUAUUAUGGUCAGCGUUAAGACUAAGACUGAAACAGUAACCAGCAAAGAAACAGUCAUUAAAACCGUAUCGGACACGAAAACCGUAUCGGACACGAAAACUGUAACAGACAUGAAGACCUUAACAGACACAAAGACCGUGUCGGAUACGGUCACAAAAACCGUAACAGACACGAAAACCGUAACAGACAUGAAAACCUUAACAGACAAGGAAACCUUAACAGACACAAAGACCGUGUCGAAUACGGUCACGAAGACCGUAACGGCAACUACCACCGUGCUUCCUUGUAAUAAACCCGUCAAAGAUACUCAAUGUGAUUCAGCAAUGUUUGCAUUUGUUUCCCCAGGAUCGGGGAGUGUUCUCAAAAGAAACGAAAAUUUUGAGGUUAAAUAUAACAUCACCAAGCUUACUGGUGAACAAAGUGGUUUCGUGAAAGAUCUCCAAUUCUACCUGGUUAGCAGCGAUUUCAAUUGUGUAAAUCAGACCAUCGCUAAAAACGCCGAUACCACGCCCACACGAGUCUGCAACAAGUCAUUGCAAUACACUAUAUCAGCUUGUCCCAAG
Acaulospora morrowiae is the source of this 1083-nucleotide messenger RNA. Lineage: Eukaryota; Fungi; Glomeromycota; Glomeromycetes; Diversisporales; Acaulosporaceae. The record is from the annotation of a GenBank genome assembly.